GGGCGGGAUCUGGCUGUGGCCACCGCUAAGUGCGCUGGGGUAACUGAUGCGCGCAAAAGCGCCCGGGCUGCGCCGCGCUGCUCCGUCGCCGUCCCCUUCGUUUCACUUGUUUGAGCGUUAUUCCACCGCCGCUGUUACCUAGCAGUUACCCGCGUAUUUCAGAAACAUUUAGGCUGCGUGGAAUAUGCCUGCCGCUGUGGUUUUGCGGUCACCCGAAGCGCCUCUUACUGGACUGAAGGCAGAACAGUUGUGGCGCUGUCCUGGGUUCUGAAGUCACAAAUCCAGAAGUGUUGUUAAAGACCAGACUUUUUUGUGGUGGCUAUGCUUCUUCACUACUAGAGUCUUGAGAUGAGUUGGAAAAGGCUGCAUUCUGUAGCUGUCUGGGGAUUCUUCGCAUGGGAAAUAGCGGGUUUACUGAGAUUUAUGAAGCAGGAACUAUGGUAAGAAGAACAAAGAAAAGCAACUCUCAAGAUUAUUCCGGACAUCCUCACCUCCAUACAGCGAAGCCUAGUUGCAUCUAAGGACCCAGACAGCCCCCGCGGGAGAGCAGUGCCCAUGUCACCAUCUGACUUCCUCGACAAGCUCAUGGGGAAGACCUCCGGCUACGACGCCAGAAUCAGACCCAAUUUCAAAGGCCCCCCAGUGAAUGUAUCCUGCAACAUUUUCAUCAACAGCUUCGGCUCCAUCGCAGAAACAACAAUGGACUACCGGGUGAACAUCUUCCUCCGGCAGCAAUGGAACGAUCCGCGCCUGGCCUACAGCGAGUACCCAGAUGACUCCCUGGACCUGGAUCCCUCCAUGCUGGAUUCCAUCUGGAAGCCUGACCUGUUCUUCGCCAAUGAGAAGGGGGCACACUUCCACGAGGUCACCACCGAUAACAAGCUGCUGAGGAUAUUCAAAAACGGCAAUGUCCUCUACUCCAUAAGACUAACCCUGACGCUCUCCUGCCCGAUGGACCUGAAGAACUUCCCGAUGGACGUGCAGACGUGCAUCAUGCAGCUGGAGAGCUUUGGUUACACGAUGAAUGACCUGAUCUUCGAGUGGCAGAAGAAUGGACCAGUCCAGGUGGCCGAGGGACUCACGCUGCCCCAGUUCAUCCUGAAGGACGAGUCGGACCUCCGCUACUGCACCAAGCAUUACAACACAGGCAAGUUCACCUGCAUCGAGGUACGUUUCCACCUGGAGCGACAGAUGGGCUACUAUCUGAUCCAGAUGUACAUCCCCAGCCUGCUCAUCGUCAUCCUCUCCUGGGUCUCCUUCUGGAUCAACAUGGACGCUGCUCCGGCCCGCGUGGCACUCGGCAUCACCACGGUGCUCACCAUGACGACACAAAGUUCGGGCUCCAGGACGUCCCUCCCCAAGGUGUCUUACGUGAAAGCCAUCGAUAUCUGGAUGGCUGUCUGUUUACUCUUCGUCUUCUCCGCCCUGCUGGAAUAUGCGGCUGUCAACUUCGUCUCCCGGCAACACAAAGAGCUGUUGAGGUUCCACCGGAGGAGGAGGAACAAGGCCAUUGAUCGGAAGCUUGAUGGGAAUGAGAGCAGUGAGUCGAUGCCGCGUUCCAAUGGCGCGAGAAGUUCCGAGCCCAGUUACAGACCAGUGGCUCAUAUCCGUGGCUCCUGUAGCAGGGAGGGGGAAUCCCGCGAGGGCCGGCAGAGUUUCAACACCGGAGUCCCCUGCAGCACGGCGAAGGACGGGGCCAUCGCCGCUAACAGCAGUUCCCUCCAAAAUCCGGCCCAGGCAACAGCAAGAAGCCCGGAGGAGAUGAAGAAGCUCUUUGUCGACAGGGCAAAGAAAAUCGACACCAUCUCCCGAGCAGGCUUCCCCCUGGCCUUCCUCCUCUUUAAUAUUUUUUACUGGGUCCUCUACAAGAUUCUGAGGUACGAGGACGUGCACCAGCAAUGAGGACAGGAAGGCCCAGGACUGUAGGACAGGGGGAACGGCCACAAACCAUGUCCUGAAAACAGGACCACACGUGGGCCAGCCGCAUUCACGUCUGACGCAAGGAGAACCAGCGCUCCCUAUGCAAAGCCCGGCUCCCUAUGCAAAGCCCGGCUGUGAUGAUCUAGCUUGGUGAGCCACACAAUGCUCCUGUCAGUAGCAGGGACUGAUACCCAGGACUGUGACACGCGGGUGGUGUCAAACCUCGUGUCUUACAGCAUAACUGCCAAUAUCCUUCGUAGUGUUUUGAUACACGUCUGAUAGCAGCACCAGUGAAAACCAACAAGCAACAAGAGGGUAUUCUGCAAAAUGAGAAGCACUUUGGUUGUAUAGCAUUACUGUAUUUGUAUUAGUCAGAAAACAAGGCCCUGGAGACCAUGUGACUUUCAAAGACCUAACUGAUGGUAUAGAUUACUGAGGCCUGACUUGCAGUGUACCUCUCCUUCAGUCGUGCACAGGUCACAUGAGCCCAGUGAACUAAAGUUCCCAGAACCAUAGCAUUGCACAAGAAACUCGGCUCAUCACAUCAACAAGAAACUGCAGCUGAAGAUGAUAUCACAAUAUACCUCACUGCAAUCUCAGAGCACAUAUCUGAUUGGCCAGUCCCAUCAAAAAAAUGUAACAGCGGAAAGCAUUUCUAACAUAAAGUACCACAUACUUCUUAGAACAACGUGUACUAUGGGAAGGACACCAAGCUUUGACACACCCUCUUGACUGUGGGCCCCAUUCUGAUCAGAAGAAAGGAGAAAAAUGCAAACAUUACCAGCAAGAUAAGAGAUAAGAUGCCAGACACUAUGCUGAAACAGCAAAGUGCUUCUAUACUAACAAGUUAAAGUUUUCAUUUCUGCGACUUGUAUGUGGAACUGUGAGGAAUUUUGCAUGUCUAGAAUCAUGUUGCUGAAUUGCCCCAGAUAAUGUGGAUUAAUUGUUUCUCAUAAUGUAGAUUUAACAUAACAUAUAUACUGUAACUGUGAGCUCAUGGGGUCUCCCAUUAUGUAUUGACUGGGGCUUCCUAAAAAUAUCAAAAUAUUUUAAACUGUGUGACAUUAAGACCUUAAUAUUAUUCUACUAAUACUUAUUUCCAAAUUAAAUGUGUAAAAGAUUCUUUGAAAGAUUAAAAAUCCCCAGCCCACACCUGGAAUGAGAUAAAGCAUUCUACAUGUGUACAAAUAACCAAUCGGAAGUGUAUCGAAAACAAAACUUGCGUGUGCCAAAUAUUUCAAGUAUACAGAUAAAUGUCCCAACGCAUUCCGACAGGUCUGAAUAUUGCCAUACAUUUCUGGUGCAAGUGAAUUCCACUAACAUUUAUUUCGUACGAAAUCAGUCAUGUGUUAUGCAUGAGGUUAAGUCAGUGUUGAUGUAUUUUAUCUUAGAAAAGGUUUUGAAUGAUUAUUUCCUCUGUAGUUUUUUUUUGUUCCAUGCACACGUGUAAAUUAUUUUCACAUAUCUAAUAAAUAUCCUUCAAAUGAA
Molecule: messenger RNA, 3408 nt
Organism: Paramormyrops kingsleyae
Lineage: Eukaryota; Metazoa; Chordata; Actinopteri; Osteoglossiformes; Mormyridae
Gene: glra3
Product: glycine receptor, alpha 3
Biological process (GO): monoatomic ion transmembrane transport
Cellular component (GO): plasma membrane
Molecular function (GO): glycine binding; transmitter-gated monoatomic ion channel activity; transmembrane signaling receptor activity
Source: RefSeq, a predicted model, not a curated record